AUGCGAACGUCUGCCGGCUCCUUCUUUCUAGCAGUCUUUGCACUGCUAGGCUCAUCCCAGGCUGCCUCUUCGAAUCCAGCCAUCUGUCCCGUUGAGCCUGGUGCCACAGUAUCCGAUGCUUGCGCUUCGUACGCCGACCUUGACACUCUCAACACUCGUCUGAACCCCGCCCUUCAUGAUCUCGUGUCCAAGACCGAUUUCUUCUCCUACUACCGCCUGAACCUGUAUAACAAGAAGUGUCCGUUCUGGUCAGACGAUGAGGGUCUCUGUGGCAACAUUGCCUGCGCCGUCACCACGCUUGAAAACGAAGAAGACGUUCCCGAGAUCUGGAGAGCUGAAGAGCUCAGUAGACUCGAAGGCCCCAAAGCACACCACCCUGGCAAGAAAGAGCAACGGGAGUUAGAGAGACCGCUUCACGGAGAACUCGGCGAGGAUGUCGGCGAAAGCUGUGUUGUCGAGUACGAUGACGAGUGCGACGAAAGAGACUACUGCGUUCCUGAAGAUGAGAGCGCAAGUGCCAAGGGCGACUAUGUCAGUCUGCUCGACAACCCAGAGCGCUUCACAGGAUACGCUGGUGAGGGUGCUCACCAGAUCUGGGAGGCCAUCUACCGCGAGAACUGUUUCUCCAAGCCGAGUUCGAGUGCACAAAGCCAGGGAGCUGGUGGUCUGGCCCCUCCCUUUGGUGGUUUCUCGGGCAUGCAGGGUCAAGCUGCACAGGAUCUUAGGUCUGUCAUGAAAGAGCAUGGUCGUCAGCUGGCUUCGCAAGAAGGCAAGUUCGAGGAUAACAUGGAGUUUGAUGACGAGUGCCUUGAGAAGCGCGUCUUUUACAGAGUGAUUUCUGGAAUGCAUGCCUCCAUCUCCACCCAUCUGUGCUACGACUACCUCAACCAGUCCACUGGCAAAUGGGGCCCCAACCUGGAGUGCUACAAGCAGCGCCUUCACAACCAUCCCGAGCGCAUCUCGAACCUCUACUUCAACUACGCUCUUAUGGCCAGGGCCGCUGGCAAGCUUAAGGAUUAUGUCCAGGACUACACUUUUUGCACUGGCGACCCAAAGCAGGACAAGCGUACCAAAGACAUGGCUUUGAAGGUUGCUAACACCAUCCCCGCUGGCCCUGAAAUCUUCGACGAGAGCGUCAUGUUCCGUGAGAAUCCACUGGGCGACACCGGGAUCAGCCUCAAAGAGGACUUCCGCAACCGUUUCCGUAAUGUUAGUCGCAUCAUGGACUGCGUUGGCUGCGACAAAUGCAGGCUUUGGGGCAAGCUCCAGACUGCAGGUUACGGCACAGCCUUGAAGAUCCUGUUCGACUUUAACAACGACCAGCCUGCUUCAGCCCUCAAGAGGAUCGAGCUGGUUGCCUUCUUCAACACUUUGGACAAAGUCAGCAAUGCCAUCAAAGCACUCGGUGACUUCCAGCGCAUGUUGGCCGAAGAGAAAGGUGUUCCAGUUCCCGAGACUGUUGUCGAGAAAGAACAACAGCAGCAAGACGUCGCUGAGGAAGACGAGCUCGACGAUGAUGAUGCUUGGGAGAAGCCUAAGCCGCCACCACUCUCAGAAUGGCAAAAGACCAAGGCAGAAAUCAAUCUGGUAUGGUCGGCCACAAAGUUCAUCCUCAAGAGUUGGAUCGAGAUUCCUCAGACAAUUUUCAUCAUCCUCAUCACGGAGCUUUGUAGAUUGUGGCAGCGAUGGCUGGGUCUUGAAAUCACCCCACGCUCAUGGGAGUUCCGCUUGCCCACCACCGAUGAGCUAUAG
This is a messenger RNA of Aureobasidium namibiae CBS 147.97, 1752 nucleotides long. Its product is annotated as endoplasmic oxidoreductin. The record is from RefSeq and is a predicted model, not a curated record. Gene Ontology annotation, molecular function: protein-disulfide reductase activity; FAD binding; thiol oxidase activity. Gene Ontology annotation, biological process: protein folding in endoplasmic reticulum. The coding region runs from base 1 to 1752 and encodes 583 amino acids. Gene Ontology annotation, cellular component: endoplasmic reticulum; endoplasmic reticulum membrane. The transcript is spliced from 3 exons. NCBI's taxonomy places the organism in Eukaryota, Fungi, Ascomycota, Dothideomycetes, Dothideales, Saccotheciaceae.